Rotaria sp. Silwood1 is the source of this 624-nucleotide messenger RNA. The record is from the annotation of a GenBank genome assembly. Lineage: Eukaryota; Metazoa; Rotifera; Eurotatoria; Philodinida; Philodinidae.
AUGAGUGCAGUGCUAGUAAUAGCUACAGAUAAUGUUCAAAGUGAAGUUAAUGGUACAUCAACUAAGAAAUUAGUAAUCGAUACAUUAUGUACAACAGCUAGUACAGUAACAUUUGAUACAGAAGAACAUGAUAAAUAUGUUGCCGAAAAUACAAUUGAACAAUAUUUUGAUUUCAAUGAUUUUUCAUCAUCAACUUCAUUUGCUAGUUUUCUUAAAACAUGUAUUGAAGCUGAAUUAAUAUUAUUUAUUCGAGAUGAAAAUAAAGAACAAACAGAUGGAUUUAUUCGUCAUUAUGAUCUUACUUCUAUUCAUAAUAUUAAUCUUAAUGAUACAUAUUUACAAGAACAACUCGAUAUAGUCUUAAUAAAAACAUUAGACAAUCAUAAGUCAUCGUUAAAUACAGAUUUAAAUUAUGUUCCAAUUUUUUUUCAUAGUGAUAGUUUAUUAACAUCUUCUUCAAAAUUGGCUAUUACAACUACAAAUAUUGUUGAUGAAUCAAAUAAACUCAAAGUAUCUUAUUGUUAUCCAACAAGAGAAUGGCGUUGUUUAUAUCGAUGUGAAAUUGAUUCAAUAGUUGAUCUAACUUUAUUUGGUUCAGUUAAUAAUCCAACAGAUGAAGAUUGA